CUAGAGAUUCCCUGGCAGCAGCAGCGGCGGCGGCGGCGGCUGCGGAGGAGUGGUGGCUCUGAUUUAAUCACCAAAAAACGGGCGAAAUUUUAAUCACUACUCCUUAUACUCACUAGAAGCGGGUUAUUUUAGCUGUCUGUGGUUUGUGGUAGUAAUUAAUUGGGGUAUUUAGCCGCUGUGGAGUAAUAAAAUCCGUGUGUUUGCUGAAGAGGCGGCGUGUUUGUCGUCGUUAGCGCGCAGCUAAGCUAACUAACCCAGCUGAGUGUGAGCUAAUCUCCGGGCGGAUCUACUUUCUUGCUCACAGUAGGAGAACCCGGGAGAAAACACGCCAAAAUGACCGAAUCCGAUAAACUAAACAUCGAUUCCAUCAUCCAGCGCCUUCUAGAAGUCAAAGGCUCCAGACCAGGCAAAAAUGUCCAGCUAACAGAGGGAGAGAUCCGAGGUCUGUGCCUGAAAUCCCGGGAGAUCUUCCUCAGCCAGCCCAUCUUGCUUGAACUGGAAGCUCCACUAAAGAUUUGUGGUGAUGUGCACGGUCAAUACUAUGACCUCUUGAGGCUAUUCGAAUACGGUGGCUACCCACCGGAAAGCAACUACCUGUUCCUGGGAGACUAUGUGGACCGAGGCAAGCAGUCUUUGGAGACAAUUUGCUUACUGUUGGCCUACAAGAUCAAAUAUCCAGAGAACUUCUUUCUUCUCAGAGGAAACCAUGAGUGUGCCUCCAUCAACAGGAUAUAUGGCUUUUAUGAUGAAUGCAAAAGGCGGUAUAACAUCAAGCUCUGGAAGACCUUUACAGAUUGUUUCAAUUGCUUACCGGUAGCAGCCAUCGUAGACGAGAAGAUUUUCUGUUGUCAUGGGGGCCUUUCUCCUGACCUCCAGUCGAUGGAGCAGAUCCGGCGAGUGAUGCGACCCACAGAUGUACCCGACCAGGGCCUGUUGUGCGACCUGCUUUGGGCUGACCCAGACAAAGAUGUAAUGGGCUGGGGCGAGAAUGACCGCGGUGUCUCCUUCACGUUUGGUUCAGAUGUGGUUGCCAAAUUCCUCCACAAACAUGACAUGGACCUCAUCUGCAGGGCCCACCAGGUGGUUGAGGACGGUUAUGAGUUUUUUGCAAAGCGCCAGCUUGUGACAUUGUUUUCAGCCCCAAACUAUUGUGGCGAGUUUGACAACGCAGGCGCCAUGAUGAGUGUGGAUGAGACACUUAUGUGCUCCUUCCAGAUCCUGAAGCCCGCUGACAAGAAGCUGCUGUCGUACAGCGGGGCAGGCGGCUUCGGUUCAGGUCGCCCAGUCACACCUCCAAGAAAUGCCGCUAAGGGAGGCAAAGCCAAGAAAUAGCGACUGCCGCUCCAUCGUACACACGUCCUUCCUCUCCUUUUACUCUACCUCUCCUUUUUCUCCUCCUUUUCUUUUCACCCUGGAACACCUGAGCAGUGUGGGGGACUUUUGUUCUUUUUCUUUCUUUUGUUUCUUUUAGUUGCCUUUCCUGAGGCACGAUUGCUGUGAAUGUUUCAGUUUUUAUUUUUAUUUUAUUUUUUUUAUAAAUUUGACCAACUAUGAGUUCUUGUCGCUGAGGGAAUGCUGGACAGAUCGGCACUCUGAAAUGUGAGGAGGUGUGUGACUGAGUGUGAUUGACGAUGUGAGUGUAUGUGUGGAGUUAGUCUCACUUUUGUGCGAUGUAUGUUUUGCUGGAUGAAUGUGGUGAGAGUUGUAUUAUCCCUUUACCACUUUCUGUAACAAAUUUGAUUAGUGUUCUUGUCAUAAAGCUAUAAUAUUAAUUCUAAUAAUAAAUGUGUAUCCCUCUUCAGGGAUCUUUUAUUGGACCUAAGCGAAGCAUUUCUCUUCAAAGCCUCAGGAUCCAGCUGUUGAUCCCCAGAAUAGGGAAGAGCUGAUUGCACGCACCUUUAGCUCCAAAAGCAAUCUAAGCAGAGUGUGUGGGUUUGUGUGUGCGUGUGUCCGAAACAAGAAGUCUUUUAUCACUGCCACUGUUUAAUGUGAAGUGUGAGUGUAGGGAAAUAAAAACACUAGUCGAUUUCAGUCCUCAUCCUUCGCAAUGAAUUCUUUAGGACUUUGGCACAUACUUUUUGUUUAUUAAAACUGCUUCCCUCUCUCGUCAGCAGGUGUCAUGAUUUUCAGCUGUCUGAUUUUUCUGUGACGGGACGGGAAUGCUGGGAGGUGCUGACUGUAGGAACCUUUAGCUUGAGACCAAGGAGCUCAUGCAGUGGAUCAGACAGAGGAUUAGGCAGGUUGUGAGAGCUUAGCAUGGUGGGCACUGUAUUUGCUGCAUUUGUAGGAAAGAACCAAGCAUUCUCGCAUCUUUUUUUUCUUUCUCUUUUCUUUCCCCUUCCCUUACAGAUGAUGUGAGCAAUUUGGCUUUAGUGUGUACCACUUCUCAGUAAAAGGGACAGUUUAGAAUCAUAUUAUAGUUUUUAUUUUACAUGAUAGGGUUAGGUUUGUACAGCUUAAGUCUCCUUUCUUUCUUUCUUUCUUUUGUAGUCUUUCAUUAACUCUGCCAAUAAACUGAGAAUCUCAGAA
Molecule: messenger RNA, 2529 nt
Organism: Astyanax mexicanus (Mexican tetra)
Lineage: Eukaryota; Metazoa; Chordata; Actinopteri; Characiformes; Acestrorhamphidae
Gene: ppp1cab
Product: protein phosphatase 1, catalytic subunit, alpha isozyme b
Exons: 7
Coding region: 334-1332 (332 amino acids)
Cellular component (GO): cytoplasm; nucleus
Molecular function (GO): protein serine/threonine phosphatase activity
Source: RefSeq, a predicted model, not a curated record